CUCAAUGAAUCUAUCCUAGUCGUUGGGAGUAGUGUAAGCGGCUACCUUCACAAUUCUUUUACAUCGACUCCUCCCCCGCUGUCGAUUGUACAAGCAGCAAGGGAGGCUAAAUAAAUGCAAAUACGACGACGACAGUGCUCAAACAACCUUCGCAGGAUAACUGAUAGCCCAUAGCGACACAUUACUGAAUAACUUGGCUCCGCAUGCAGCAGCGCCUCAAAACAAAGCUUUGGAGAGCCUCUCCGCGCGCUUGCCGUCAGCGCGACGCCGACGCGCAUCGAUCACGCAAACAACCACGCAGGUCUCGAACACCAUGGCGGACAGCUGGGAGGACGACGACGCCGACGUCACGCUGCCCGGCGCCGCCGCGCCGCCGGCCGCGUGGGACGACGAGGAGGAAGAGGAGGACCUCGCGAACAACGACCCGCCCCCGAAGCCGCCGCCGGCGCCGGCCAGCGAGAAAAAAGUCGUCGCCGAGAAGGACCCCGACGCCGUCGUCAUCAAGUUGGACAACAUGAACGACCACCUCAAACUCGUACCCUUGUUACUCGAGCGCUUCGAAGCCAAAAAGUCCAAGGACAGCCACGUCUUCAUGUUCGUCAAGGAGCUCCUCAAGAAGACCGAAUCACGGUUCUCGGCCGCCGAGUGUGGGGACUUGGCUAUUAUGGCAGGGAACUACCAAAAGACGAAGCAGCAGGCCAUCGACAAGCCCACCGAGUCGAACGCCAAAAAAAAGUCCAAGAAGAAGUCCAAGAAAGAAAAACUCGAGCAGAAGAAGAAGGUCGACGACUUGUUCGGCGUCGCCGAGGCCGGCGAGUACGACCACUACGAGGACCAGUACGACGACUUCUUCUGAGUAACUAGAGAAACGUGUACUAGUCAGCACGACGUCGCCGCGACGCGUCGAAGAGAGACACUAGCAUGUUAAGCGACGGGAGAGCGAACCGA
Pelagomonas calceolata is the source of this 948-nucleotide messenger RNA. Lineage: Eukaryota; Pelagophyceae; Pelagomonadales; Pelagomonadaceae. The record is from the annotation of a GenBank genome assembly.